Vitrella brassicaformis is the source of this 2359-nucleotide messenger RNA. The record is from the annotation of a GenBank genome assembly. Lineage: Eukaryota; Vitrellaceae.
AUGGUGGUGGUUAAGGGUAACAUUGUCCGUGUGUCCAUGCCGCUGGGAGUCAAUCUGAGUGAUUCAUGGGUGGUGGAGCGAGCAGACCGAUACGGAGAGCAGACCCCAGUGCAUGCAUCGGCACCCGUAAUCUCGUACUCACAUUGCUCGUGGGCCUUGCGUCACUCGUUAGUAGACCAAUCACCCAAGCAGCCGGCUUCCGCUUCGUGCCCCUCGCUGCGGAGACAUUCGCCAGAUGGGGAGACAAGACCAUGGAUUUUCUCAAGAUGCUCGCCAAACGAAAGGCUCGCCCCACAUCCAUUCCCAUGGAGGAGGACGUCAACCUGUCCGUCGAGCUGAUGAAGCACAACGCGUUCCAUGUGGCGAGUCGUGCGCAGCGCGCGGCGGCCGCCAGAGGGCCACGGAGGGCCAGCGCGUUUCCGGAGGACUUCGUCAGCCGUGGGCCAUACAGGCCACACAGCAGCCCCGCUGGGGGCUGUGAGGUGGCUGGCUGGACCUGGGUUCUGAACGUGUGUGUCAUGUUGCAUGUCUCACGCUUGUUUGCAGUGUGCGACAUGUUUUCGCAGUCGACGAACGUUGUCCAUUGUUUCUGCAUGUAUUGUUUCCCUUGUAUUCCCUUGCUUGAUAUGAACUGAUGCUUAGAUGAACUUCGUCGCCCGUUUCAUGCAUCUACUUAAAGUCUCGUUAGUAGUGAUAUCUGUUACUGUGAAGAACAUGUCAACAUCACACAAUGUCCCCAUUCACCUCAAGAUCCCGCCGGCUGACGGUGUGCAUGAACCGGCUGUGGUGUCUUUCGCCAAGGGCGGCCAGGCGGCCGGCACUCAGUGGCACUGACGCUGUGGGACUUUGCAAUCUCGUGAGUAUUGAGAUUACAAAGUCCCGCGCACGUUGACGUCGCGGUGUGCAUUACAAAGCAGACGAGUCUAACACCGUCACGGUGUUUUUGCCUCGCGCACUGAGCAGAAAUUUCUCAAGUCCGAUGAGUCAAACGCCUUUCGUGGUGGUACUGAUUCCGGCCUGCGGCACGUUUGUUGGCAGCCUGUUGGCCCUCUGCAUAAAAUGCCCAGGCCUUGCCCUCUCUCUUUUACAGAACCUCGCGGGCGGCAUUGUGUUUGCGGCUGUGGGAUGUGAGAUCCUGCCACAGAUUGUGCUUGAAAACGGACAACUCAUGCCAGAUCUCCUCGCCAUUGCGUUUGGGUUCGCUCUUGGUCUGCUGGUCAUUUAUUUGGCUAAUGGCAUGGCGGAGAACAGGACACGCGCCGCGGGGAUCGGCACACACGUGGGAACCCAGCCCGUGCGCCCGAGGUGGCGUCGCAGAGUGAGAAGCGGCCGACACGACAGCAGAGCGAGCCUGAGGAAUGGUCAGCACUCACAUUCAUCGAUCAAUUCAGUAUGACAUCUGUAUUGGGUUGGAUGCCUGUGUGACUCUGCCUCGUCUCAGGUCCAUCUAUGCCUAUGGGGGAAGACGCUCAUCAUUCAUACGAAAUGCAUGCCAGGUAUGUGACAUACGGCUCAACACAGCUCGUCUCUUUCCCUAUCGUGCAUUAUCAGGCCCUCGGCGUAUCUCAGCAGCGACUUCGCGGGCGUCAGGGUGAGUCCUUGACGGCAUCGCUCAUUGGCCGCGACACGUACGCCUUCUUUUGGGAGUGGUUCACGGCAGAGACUGAAGACACCGAACCCUUUCCCACUGGUAAUAUACAAUCGUUGCUUCUCUGUCUGUGUGCCUCUGCAUUUAUUGUUUGAAUACGGUCAGGUUUAUGCAGUGCGCUAAUUGUGGAUGUCUGUACGGCUGGAGUGCUGAUUGGGCUGCUAACUGUGGUGUCUGUGAGCACCGGCGUCGUCCUAUCGACAGCGACCUUCCUCUACCUUAUGUUCGUCGGACUGGCCCUCACCACCACCCUCAGAUCACAGACGGUCGCCAAAGCCGUCAUGGCCAGCCUCGUCGCCCCCGUAGCUUCAUACUGCGGCGGUGUUUUGGGCAUCGUCAUCCCCAUUUUCUUCGGCGAGAGCCAUUUCAUUUUUGUCUUCGUGCUGUCAUUCUCCUCCGCAGCGCUGCUGUACUUCGGUAAGCAGCAGCACCGCAGCUGCAAACAAUGGAGAGGGACGUCAUUGUCGCCUUCGUUUGCAUGUUUGCCAGUUGCAGAAGAGAUCGCUUUGGAGGCAGGCAGACUAGCGACACCCGCAAGACUUGUCAUGUGCUUGUCGUCUGGGUUGUCAGGCAUCUGAGAAUGUCGGCGGCAGCCAGGUGACAUGCGUGGCCUACUUCGCGGGCUAUUUCUUUUUCCUCAUGGCCAGAAGGACCGCACAAGCCAUGACACAAUAGGAUAUUUGCAACAUGGGUCAUUUUUGCAGCAUGGGU